GUCGAUUUCAAGUGAUAAUACGACUUUAUUUGAUUCACUUCUACGCGAUGACGAUACCUCUAAACUACGUAAUAACGCCUUAGGUCCAGCGCCAGCAGGUUUACCUCGCAAGCAGCCCCAUUGCUUCAACAAGAUGACCAGCAUCAUGAUGCGGCCGCUCAUCAUCUUUUCUCCGCUGCUUGUUGGGAUCGUCGACGCCGUCCAGCAGUCUGUGGCGAUCGAAAAUGAUGCGGAAAUGUACAAUGCGGAGCCCCCGUCUCUGGAUCCCUUUGUCGAGGGCGGGGCGGUGAAGGCCGAAAAAGAACGUACUUCAACUUUACCCUGCUGGUCUUGAAUUUUGCAAAAACAAAAAAGGUUUCUUCUGGUUUUGCUUUUGCAGCAAGUCGCACCUACCACAUGCGAAUUUUGAUGUCACCUGGAUUUUGAUAUCGAAGAUCCGUUUUCCACCAUAAAAAGAUCAAGCAGCACGCAAACCAUCAACCUACUCAGGUACACCAGCGGCAGCCGCAGGGAAAACCUCCCCGCCGUCUGCGUUCUCGGAAACCUCUGCCAUGGCUCGUUUGCAGAAAUUGUUCACUUCCGCCAAGAGCCGUCUCCACCAGGUAAAGGAGGCGGAGAAGAUCGCACGGGUAUGCAGUGCAAAGCAACAAGUAUCGUGCUCGUACCAAUUGCAGGAUUGCAUGACGAAGACAAGGCGCUUUGCGAAGCUGAGUCAACAUUUGAUGCUGAGUCAGCUUCGCAAUCGCAAAGCGCUUUUCGACUUGGCAAAAUUUGUCAUGCGGUUUUAGCCAGUAGCCCUGCCUAGGAUACAUUGAUUCGUCUUGUUGCUUGGCAAUGCAUAAACUGCUUCCCAGCAGCAUUUUAAAACGCUCGUACUCGACCUCGCACUGUACUACAAUGUCAAGCCAAUGACGGUUUUGAACGCCGCGCGCUUUCUAUGUACUGCAAUCAUGGUCCCGCUCCCACCCACUCCACACAGAUACAAAAAAUUUGUCGUGCGAAGGGACGCUUGAUGAGCAACAGAGUCAUUCGAUAUUCCACCACUUGCAGCUGCACAACUCUGGUUUCCUUUCGCUUUCGAUGAACCACUAUUGUAUGUCUCGCAUGACAACCUGGAGCAGGUAGCGGCACCACCAUGUUUCUAUUGCAUACUUCAGCUCCUUGGACACGGAUGGCAAUGGCGUCCUCGAAGGGGCAGAAUUCGGCACUUGCCCGCUGUCCGCGGACCUGAACCAGGACAAGAAACUCGACUUCCCCGAGUACGACCAGCAUUGCAGCAGCCAGUCAGCAGCAAAACGCAGAGGCAGCUCGUCGUUCACCGAAAUGACGCAUGUCGAACCUGGCGAUUUGACAAGUGGCAGAGCAGGAGCGUCCCCGCCAGCGUUGACAGAAGGUCCCGAAAGCGAAGGGUUGGCAUGGUGGCGGUCGGGCCCGAUGUGGUGGUGUUGCACCGGGUAGGUAGAUGGCUUCUGGGUUCUUGCUCUAUGAUGCUCAUGCAAAUGCACAAUUCGAACACCGUAGCGAUUCAAUGUGCUCGAAGCAAGUUCUAGACAUGAGGAGUCUCUGCUUACAUUGACGCGCGUCACCUUGUCUAUCAGGGCCGCAAGGGAAAUGGCCGACGACGAAGCAAGCCAGGAGAUCGUCAUUGGCUCGAGAGAAAACGAACUGACGGAGAAUACUAUUGCUAACACACAUACCGCGGAGCAAAUUCGCGCGUACUUGGCUGAUGAAUUUUGAUUAACUAGAAAUAUCUGCAUUUUUUCUUCAGAUUUCAGCAUCAGGACCAGCUGAACGGAAGCCGGCUUAACUUCCUGUUUUCGAUAUGGUUUUCCCUGGCUUACUCUAUUCAUAUGCAGUACAUGUUAUUUUUCUGCCCAGCAUAUCAGCGAGAGCGACACCACUGUAGUUGUGUGUGCGCUCCUGGUGCAACAGGAAUCCCAACUACAAAAAUUGUAGUAUUCAAAAUAAAUGACGUGCCAGACUGUGGCAGAUGUAAUUGCAGCAAAUUUUAGCCCUCCCAGAGACAUCGUGGUGAGUGCCAGUACUCCUCGUUUAUUUAUGACAUCACAGGGAAUGGGACAGAGCGGCGGAAUACGCUCGGAAUGCGCAUGAAGACAGAGUUGCGACGGAUCCGAACGUGAAUAAAGAGGGAUUGUGAAUAGACGGAUUAGAACAUGACUCGUCGCGGCUUCGGAGAAAUGUCGCGAGCGCACGGCUAACAGCAAGGCAAAAGAGCUGCACAGAAGGACGUGAACAUCCCUAAUUAAUACGUCUUGACGCCCGGGCGCGGAGGUGGAAAAAACAAUUUUUUGAAAAAUAAAAAGCAGAAGCUUUGUUUCUUCGCUACAAUCCUUACGGAUGAGACGAGCGAUUUGUUUCAUUUUCAUCAAGGAACCGAGAUCGAAUAUUUGUCAUGUUCGUUCAUUGGAUCGAUAUGGUUGCUUUCGAACAAAUGCAAAACGUGAAGACAGGUUGGCAUGACCAUUCGUUGUCGUAAAAAGCAGCUGUAUGGCGAACAAUUGAAACAGUUCUGCGAAAGCACGCAGAUGCAGUUCGAUCAGUGCCGCGCCCUCCUUUCUCACCUCCAAUUCGAU
This is a messenger RNA of Amoebophrya sp. A120, 2594 nucleotides long. NCBI's taxonomy places the organism in Eukaryota, Dinophyceae, Syndiniales, Amoebophryaceae. The record is from the annotation of a GenBank genome assembly.